AUGCACUCGGAAAGCGAUGACAACACGGCUGGUGGGACGCCCGGCUCGGAGGACCCGCAGGCUGAGGAGUCCUCUUCCCCUGCGGAGGAGUUCGAGGAGCAGGAGCGCAAGCUGGCCCCGGAGGACAGCACCGUGCAGCUCAUACACACCGGCUGCACUGACAAGCGUCCGGCCACGCCGCCUGGCGCUCACCCUGGACAAGGCUUCGUUCCCCCGGAGGGGGGCUUCGGUUGGGUCGUGGUGUUCGCUGCUACAUGGUGCAACGGCUCGAUUUUCGGCAUCCAGAACUCAUUCGGGAUUCUGCACAUGAUGCUGGUGAAGCACCACGAGAAGCAGCCGGACCAGGCGUCUCAGUUUAAAGUGUGAGUCAAAACAGCUUUGAACUUCGUGAAGGAGCAGUUUGGAGACACUCAGAGGGAAUGGCUGCUGCUGGUGUGCAUCGGAGCUUCGUCUGGAGUCGGGCGACUGCUGUUCGGGAAGAUCGGAGACCUCAUACCUGGAGUCAAGAAGAUCUACAUGCAGGUGGCCUCCUUCAUAUUGCUGGGCGUGAUGUCCAUGAUGAUUCCUCAGUGUGCCGUGUUUGAGGGUCUGGUGGUGGUUUUCGUGCUGAUGGGUCUUUGCGACGGCUGUUUCAUCACGAUUAUGGCCCCCAUCGCCUUCGAGCUGGUUGGACCCAUGCAGGCGUCACAGGCCAUCGGGUACCUGCUGGGACUCAUGGCCAUACCCAUGACUGCAGGACCACCCAUCGCAGGUCUCCUUCAUGAUCACUUCGGGAACUACCACGUGGCGUUUUACCUGGCCGGCGUCCCUCCGAUCGUGGGGGGAAUUGUGAUGUUUUUCGUGCCUCUGGUCCACCAGCGAAUGCAGAAACGGAGGAAAGAGACCGACGAUCCCAGCAUGGACAAAAUGCUGAAGAACUGCUCUAAUGGAGACAUGCUGCCCGGAUACACGGACAUGGAGACACACAUAUGA
Molecule: messenger RNA, 972 nt
Organism: Danio rerio (zebrafish)
Lineage: Eukaryota; Metazoa; Chordata; Actinopteri; Cypriniformes; Danionidae
Gene: slc16a2
Product: solute carrier family 16 member 2
Biological process (GO): transmembrane transport; thyroid hormone transport
Cellular component (GO): plasma membrane
Molecular function (GO): transmembrane transporter activity; thyroid hormone transmembrane transporter activity
Source: RefSeq, marked provisional